GUUCCUUCUCGAUCUGAUGAGCCACGAAAGGAAAAAGUCGCCACCGCGAUGCCCAUGUCGGCGUGAAUCCUGGCAAAAAGUAAGACAUUUGUGUCUCUCUGUGAAAAAUUAGGCUCCACCAGGACUGACAUCGAGCAUGAGCUCUCGUCAACAUACUCAGAUUACAUCGACGACUACAUCAAUCUUCAUCUCUCUACGAUCAGUAUCAGGACGUAGACGUAUCGAGUCAUUUCUCCACCACCCUCGCAUUUUUCAUUUCGUUAUUUUCUCUCUCUUUUCUUUUGUCCCCGUCCCCGACGAGUUAUAUAAUUGAAGUUGUCUUUAAUUUAUGGCCCGAUCUGAUGCGGGGCCACACCAAGAAUGUCGGAAAUACAAAUACGCCAAAAAAUGGAGACGAGAAGGGCAAAAGCGCAACCGCUGUUGACGACUGCGUGUCGUCCAAUGUGGCAAUUAUCGGGGGUGGCAUUUCGGGGCUAGCGCUGGCACACAGGCUGAGUGGCGCAGGCAUCAAGUGCGCCGUUUUCGACACGGGCAAGGUCUACCCCGGCGGGCGGUGCAGUUCUCGAGUUUUCGACAAUUCCGCCGUCGCUGUCGAUCAUGCGUGUCAGGUCUUCCGCGGGUUCACCGAAGGAGAAGCCCAGGAACUCCUGGACGCCGGGAUUGUGCGGCGGGUCGAUCCGAAAACAGAAGUUCUCAACCUGGAGUAUUGCCUCGGCCAGAAUCAGAAAAAAGAAGGAAAACAGUUUCGAACGCGCACAGUCACAGAGGGCGGAAAUUAUAACGCAGCUGUAGAAGGAAACAAGGCAGACAAUAGCAAUAGGCUAGCUGACAUCAAAGAGGACGUGUUACUUCUGCCAACAAGUGCCAGGUCCGCCGCAGCGACUGCCACAAACAUAUCAUCCGAUGAGACAAGGAAAAAUCCGAAAACGGUUCGUGCUGAGGCUGGUGGUGGUGCGAUCGCUCACGCAGGCGUCGCUGCACUGCCGCAGUAUCUAGUGAAUUCUUGUCCUCGAUACCCCCUGCACUUGAAGACAUGGAUUUCCGAAAUUUACUUCGCGAAAGACCAUUGGCUGCUUAAGGAGAACCAAACGUGGCGAAAGGAGAAGUACACGCAUUUGGUGAUUGCGCACUGCGGCAAAUGUGCCACCAGACUCAUCGACACGGCUUGGAUCCGGCACUCCCAGAUUGCGUCUAAAUAUCUCAAAUGCCGAUUCGUCAGCGGCGACGAGGCUUCGGACGCGAGAAGAAAGAGCCAGGAGGAGGAGAUGAAAUCGGAGACAGUGAAAGAAAAAGAUAACUUAAGCUUUGACUUUGACCCCGCGAUACGAGGCAGCAACAAAGGAAAAGGUAAAGGUAAGGCUGCGGAGCCGUAUCGUCCGAGCAGCAACAAACUGGACAUCUUAUCGCAGUUCUCAAUCGUGCUGGAAACGAAUCUUGGUGCUGGUGUCGGGACGACCCUUCCUGCACCGCAGGGCGCUUCAUCUUCGCCCUGGCUUUUCAACAUUGAAAACCAUCCCGUUCUGAAAACUGUGGCUAACAACAGCCGAAAGUAUGGCCAGAAAAAAGAUCUUCAUGACCACAUCAAGCUGACGGGGAAAGAAAGCACCCAAUUUUGGACAAUUCUGACAACGCCUGAAUUUGCGAGCAAGCAUAAGUGCCCACAAGAAAACAUUCCGAAUGACGUUUUUGAGACUGUCACGACUGCGGUAUGCAGAGCAUUUCGCGAAUUUUGCACAAACCUUCCAGACGCUGUCGCUAUAAGCUUUGGCUUCGGUAGCAGCACCGUCGCAGAUAAAAACGUCGAUUUUGAUGUGAAGGUCCGCCACCUGCAGCUGUGGGGCGCAGCACUUCCCGCGAAUCAGCUGCCGGUCACGACAAGCGACUCAGGAGCGACCGGAGGCUUCUUGUAUGAGGCUGAGCACAGGCUAGGCGUCGUGGGCGACUGGCUGUGCGGCAACAACAUAGGUGCGGCCUUUCGGUCAGGUAGGGCUUUCGCCGACGCGCUGGUCGCGACGCAUGUCGGAGGUGCAGAUUUGCUUACAACCGCGAACCUCUCGGCAGACAACGGGAAGGGGGUGCCUUUCGUUAGUUGCAGCAGCAGAAGUGAGGAUGACGGAAAAGCGCGGAAAAACGUUGCUGCUAUUUCAUCUAGCGCGGACCUCCGCAAGGAACUGAACAAACCCACGGCUCUUCGCGCCGAAGACGAUAUUGUCACUGAGCAGGCCCGCGCAGACGGUGCGGACGAGAAGGAAAAAAAGCCCCGCACGCGGGGCAGGGGGCGUUGGAACAAGGGUAAGGCACCGGCAAACGCCAACUGUGAAGAUGCUGAAACCGAGGAGAUAGACGCAGCGGCCGCGACGAAGCACGCUUCCAGCCCAGGCGAUCUUCAGAGCGGCAAGAAAGAAAACAGCACCGCCCAGCCACCUCGGCCGAAUUCCAAGACGAAGUCGGACGUGCUCCUGUCCUCGGCCUCCAGCACCACGACGACGAGGCCCAACACCGACUGGAAAUGGGCGAUCCGGCACCGUAUCUGGGACUACCUUGAGAAACACAAUCUCGCCGAAUUUCCGCGCCCCGUGCACCACCGGAUUCCCAACUUCAAGAACGCCGCCGGCGCCGCGGAGCAAAUUCUGAACAUUCCAGAAUUCAUCGCCGCCACUGUCGUUAAGGUGAACCCGGACACACCACAGAAGCAGAUCCGGUUCAACACGCUGAAGCAGAACAAGACCCUGCUGGUCCCGCAGCCGCGGUUGCUGAAGGGCUUUUUCAGCAAGAUCACGCCCGCGAUUCUCGAAACGUGGCGUCGGGAAAACGAAAACUCGUUGAGCCAGGCGCUCGCCUACGUGUCUACAAGCGGCGGCGCGAACGCGAUCGGGAAGCGGCUGGACUUUGACGAAAUCAGCCUGAAGGUGGAUUUGGUGGUCAUCGGCAGCGUCGCGGUAAACCCGGAGAACGGCGCGCGGAUAGGCAAAGGCGAGGGCUUCGCGGAGAUCGAGUACGGCGUGCUGCGAAUGAUGGGCCAGAUCGACGAGAACACGCCGGUCCUGACCCACGUCCACGAUUGCCAACUCUGCACGGACAUACCACCUCCGCCAGGAAAGAAACAGACGGAUGACAGCGCGGCCGGCGACGAGGGACGAGUGGGAGAACAUGCUGAAAACGCUUUAUUACCGGAAAAAUCAGCAUCGUGUCAAGGAGCCAGCGUGCCGGGCUCACAAGAACCAUACUUGCUUCCCCACGACGUUUGUGUGGACAUCAUUCUCACGCCGACAAAAGUGAUCCGCAUUCCCCGGGAGAAAAAGGCAAAGCCACAACCUACCGGCAUCUACUGGGAUCUCCUGUCGAAGCAAAAGCUUGAGCAGGUGAAGGUUUUGCGAGACCUCAAGCAGUACGUGCAGAGCCGGUUGGGCCCGGGCGAAACACUACCCGUCGGGCCGGACGAGGUAUUACCGCCCACGGCAAUUCGCGGGCAGUUUGGGGGAGGUGGAGGGAAGAAGGGGAAGGGGAAGAAGAAAUGAUAGGUGAGCAAGAUGAACUACUUGCACAUACAUCGCAAAAGCAAUCUGUGUUAAACAACUACGUCGCGAGUAAUGCCAAGCGAAUGAGAUGAGCGCUUCUCUUCAUGUUCACCAGACAAAGGACGGCCUUGAUUCGAAUAUGAGUUCGAGUAGUCGAAGACUUCCCGCUCCCGAGCUGGAACUGUUGUUUCUAGAUGAGAGCAGC
Messenger RNA from Amoebophrya sp. A120, 3723 nucleotides. Lineage: Eukaryota; Dinophyceae; Syndiniales; Amoebophryaceae. The record is from the annotation of a GenBank genome assembly.